AGCUAUGACGACUCUCUUUAAUAUUCCCGUCGCGUCCACUGGCGGGAGUAUCGGCUGCUCGAAUCCGUCCAGCGACGAUAAGGACAAAACCAUCUACCUUCUCACCUUCCACUCACCCAAAGACAACCGCCUGACGCCGACGUUUAUUGACGCCCUCCUGCUGGCCCUGGAUGUGAUCGAGCACAAAUUCCCCAAAGGCGUGGUGGUGACCACCAGCGACAUCCCUAAAUUCUACAGCAACGGACUCGACCUCGAGCUAGCGUUAAGCACGGAGAAUUUCCUCGAGAAAUGGCUGUGGAAGCUUUUCCGGCGAUUCCUCACAUACCCGAUGCCAACCGUCUGUCUGUUGAAUGGACACGCGUUUGCCGGCGGCUUGAUGCUGGCCAUGUAUCAUGACUACCGCAUCCAGAAUCCCAGCCGGGGAUUCUUGUGCGUCAACGAGAUCGAUUUUGGCGUGCCUCUGCAGACCCCCAUGAUGAGCAUCUUCAGGCAGAAACUGACCCCCGCGACGUUUCGGGAUCUGGUCCUGGAAGCGAAGCGGUUCGGCGGGCCUGCUUCCCUGCAGGCUGGCCUCGUCGAUGGCCUUGGAGGGCUGGAGGAGACUCUAGCCUUCAUCCGGGAGAGGGGGCUGCAGACCAAAGCAGCCACGGGAAUCUAUGGGACGAUGAAGGAGGAGAUGUGGCGUGAGAGCCUGGGAUACCUUGACAACCACUCUGGAAACCUUGCGUGGAGGGAUGAGAUCGAGCAUAAAAAGGAAAUUGCCCAUAGUGAGAGCAAGGACAAGGUCCAGAAAUGGGCGACGAGGGGGAAUAAGCUAUAA
This is a messenger RNA of Penicilliopsis zonata CBS 506.65, 820 nucleotides long. RefSeq lists its product as hypothetical. Lineage: Eukaryota; Fungi; Ascomycota; Eurotiomycetes; Eurotiales; Aspergillaceae. The record is from RefSeq and is a predicted model, not a curated record. The coding region runs from base 5 to 820 and encodes 271 amino acids. Gene Ontology annotation, biological process: fatty acid beta-oxidation. The transcript has 2 exons. Gene Ontology annotation, cellular component: peroxisome. Gene Ontology annotation, molecular function: delta(3)-delta(2)-enoyl-CoA isomerase activity; enoyl-CoA hydratase activity.